Peromyscus eremicus (cactus mouse) is the source of this 2905-nucleotide messenger RNA. RefSeq names its product inka box actin regulator 2 (gene Inka2). Gene Ontology annotation, cellular component: nucleus. The transcript is spliced from 2 exons. Gene Ontology annotation, molecular function: protein serine/threonine kinase inhibitor activity; protein kinase binding. The coding region runs from base 84 to 1010 and encodes 308 amino acids. NCBI's taxonomy places the organism in Eukaryota, Metazoa, Chordata, Mammalia, Rodentia, Cricetidae. The record is from RefSeq and is a predicted model, not a curated record.
GCUGCUCUAAGUCCCCACGCUGGAGCGGAGGCUCCGCUCUGAGCGGUCAGGGGAGAGGAGCGCACUGAGAACUCUACUUUCUCAUGAGCCCGAGCCCGGCAAAUGGGCGAAUGAGGAAGGAGAGCGGGGACAUGGACUGCUAUCUGCGUCGCCUCAAACAGGAGCUGAUGUCCAUGAAAGAGGUGGGGGAUGGCUUACAGGAUCAGAUGAACUGCAUGAUGGGUGCGCUGCAAGAACUGAAGCUCCUGCAGGUGCAGACAGCCUUGGAACAGCUGGAGAUUUCUGGAGGCACGUCGGCCUUCAGCUGCUCUGAGAGCUCACAGAAACAGCCCGAGGGUCCUCGCUGGCAGGGCAGUGGAGGUCCUGCCAGGCCUAUGGUCUCUCCUUCCUCCAGCCAGCCUUCCUUUGACAGCAGCCCCAAGUUUCCAUGCCAUAGGAGUGUCUGUGGGAAGGAUCUUGCUGCCCUUCCCAACAUGCAGCUGCCGGAGGACCAAAGCAGUACCCAACAGGGGCUGGAGUGGGUGGAACCAGAUGACUGGACCUCCACGUUGAUGUCACGGGGCAGAAAUCGGCAGCCUCUGGUGUUAGGGGACAAUGUCUUUGCUGACCUGGUGGGCAACUGGCUAGACUUACCAGAACUGGAGAAGGGUGGGGAGAAGAGUGAGACUGGGGGACCCAGGGAGCCCAAAGGAGAAAAAAGCCAGUCCCGGGAGCUGGGUCGCAAGUUCGCACUAACAGCAAACAUUUUUAGGAAGUUCUUGCGCAGCGUGCGGCCCGAUCGAGACCGGCUGCUCAAGGAGAAGCCAGGGUGGAUGACGCCCAUAGUCUCCGAGUCACGAGCAGGACGCUCGCAAAAAGUCAAGAAGAGGAGCCUUUCCAAGGGCUCCGGACGGUUCCAUUUCUCAAGCACGGGAGAGCCCAGACACACUGAAACCCCUGCCACAAGCAGCCCCAAGGCCUUAGAACCCACCCGUGGGGGCUUUGACAUUAACACAGCUGUCUGGGUCUGAAUUUGAGAGACACUGGCUGAAGCUAAAAGGCGGUCUCGUACUGGGCCCUGGGGGGAGAGGGAGGGCAGAUGGCAUGGUCUUCAGGCCAGAUGCGAGUUCCCAUCCUCAGAAAGAAAGGAAAGCAGAGUUCUUAGUCAGGUCUCACUAGAACAGUGGGGAGAGGCUGUUAUAGAACAGGCUGAGGUAAGAGUCCCUGGAGAGAAUGUGUGUAUUUGUGCGUAUGGGUGUGUGUGCGUGUGCGUGUGCGUGUGCGUGUGUGUGUGUGUGUGUGUGUGUGUGUGUGUGUUGUUCUUUUGAGGCUGAAUGUGAGAGUAGUUGGGAGAGAGGCAGGGAGGAGUCCAAGCCACGCCUGCAUUCCUCUAUUGCCUUCCCAAGACCUCAGUUGAACAUUCUAUAUGGAAAGGGACAUUGAGCCCUCUGGUUUCCCAGAGGAAUUCCCAAUAAAGACCUGUCUCAGGGGUCCCCAACCAUUUUAAUGGUCUGCUUCCCUGACUUUUUUUUUUUUUAAGGACUGGUCUCUCAGGAUGGAGCACCAGAGAGGGAAUUCCCUACACACAGCCCUUCCUAGUACCAAGAUUUCAGCCCAUAGCUGGGUGCUGGGUGCUAGGACUGGAACAAGCAGGUGUGUGUGUGUGUGUGUGUGUGUGUGUGUGUGUGUGUGUGUGUGUGUGGUGAGGAAGCCUGAGAUGCUCUUGCAUCCCCAAAGUGCAGAGGAGGAGCAAUGUGCCUUCACCCAGGUGCUGUCUCACGAAUCCAAGUAGGCAUGCCAGCUUUCCAGAUGAAGCAGCAGUCUCCGAGGUGUCCAAGAACACACGGCUGGUAGGGGACAAAACAGGUGAGGGCAACCUCAGGGUUAUUGAUGGACCCUGGAGUCACAUUCUGCCUGGCUGAGCAAUGGGUCCCCAUCCUGACUCCCGUUGCCUGCCCUAAUGCUCCUGCAGGGCAGCAGAUGAUUGGGGUGAGCCCAGAAACAGUCCUCAUACAUUAAAAAAAAAAUCCCUAGUCCGCAUCUCGUAGUCACCCAGAGAAUAGAACGAAUCCCGGCCUCAUCUACCCUCAUCACCCUGGAAGUCAACCGGGGACCCUCAGAGUGAGGUUGACGCCAGGCACGUUGUGUAGUGAGCCGGCAAGCAAGUCCAGGGCCGCCUGGGUCCACGGAGGGGCCAUCUUGGCCCUCCCUCCUUGGCCAGGAGAGAACAAAGUAGGUCCCUGUUGGAGCCCAGCCACCCUGGAGAACGGCUUAGCUCCUCCCUCACCCCCUCCCUCCCCCCUCCCGCAGACCCAGCUCAGCUUGAUGGGGUGUGACAACUGCAAUUAGAGGCGAGCCGCCUGCUGCCCCCAGAGCAUUAAGAGCAAAUUGGAGAAGAAAACUAACAAGAGAAGCUCUUCUGCCUGCAGCCUGGACCCCCAGGGGACAGAGUGGGGGAAGGGGGAGUGUAGGCUGGAACUGGGUGUGGGGAGGUAACAGCAGCUGUGGGGAGGGUCACCUGAAAGUUCCCACGCAGUCGAACGAUAGAUGGUUACUUUUUUAAGUGGGCAAAGGGUUUUUUUUAUUUGUAUUUUUGAUCUGUCACUUUUUGCCAGGCAAUGUGCCCAUCUCUUUCAGACCUAGAAUGACCUGGAAUUAUUUUCCCGAUAAAUCAAUGGGUCAAAGAGUCAUGGCAUGCCAGCUGCCCAGAUCAGGAUUCUUGCAAAAGAAAGCAGCUCCCAGUUUGGAUCCCUGGGCACCAGGCCUAUCUACCUUGGCCUGGAGUCUGUCAGCUGGGCUCACUCUUUCUGGCCAAGCGGGUCCUUGUCCAUCCUGCCUCCCCUGAAUUUCUUUGGCUGCCUUUGGUGGCUGCAGCAAUGUGUGGAGAAGAAGAACAUGUGAAAAACUUACACCCUGAUUCCUGAAG